This is a messenger RNA of Nerophis lumbriciformis (worm pipefish), 2196 nucleotides long. It is a transcript of the gene ches1, whose product is annotated as checkpoint suppressor 1. The record is from RefSeq and is a predicted model, not a curated record. Gene Ontology annotation, biological process: regulation of DNA-templated transcription. Lineage: Eukaryota; Metazoa; Chordata; Actinopteri; Syngnathiformes; Syngnathidae. Gene Ontology annotation, cellular component: nucleus. Gene Ontology annotation, molecular function: cis-regulatory region sequence-specific DNA binding; DNA-binding transcription factor activity.
CGCACUGAGCUCACAGUGGAGAGCGCAGAGCGGGAUAAACAGGAGAGAGAGAGAGAGAGAGAGGGAGAGAGAGAGAGAGAGAGAGAGACUAUCGGAACGCAGCGGUUUGUGUGUGUGUGUGUGUGCGUGUGUGUUUGCGUGAAUGCGUGUUGUGUGUGUGUGUGUGCGUGUGUGUGUUUAGAUAGGUAGCUAGCUCCGGUAGGCACACGCGCUCGGCUCGGCGGUACGAACGACUCGCGGGGCGGACAUGGAGGGACACGGGAAAGGCACCGGGAAGUGACCGAGCACCGCGGCGAAGAAGGGGGCGGGGGGGUGCACCGGAGAGAAGAGGGCAAGGACGGACGGAUAUACGGCGAGGGGACGAAGGAAGGACGCGAGGAAGGACGCAAGGAGGCGAGGAAAGUCCGACAAGGAGAUUUGAGGAGGAUAGAACGCAGCGGGAUUCUAAAGGAGUGAGCCCCAGGCUGGAUGGGACCCACCAUGCCCCCCAGUAAGAAGGCUCAGAGCCCCAGCAGUGGAGCCAGCGCCUCGCAAGGCAUGAGUCCGCCGUACCGGCAAGGAGACGCGGCCACGGCGGCGUCGGAGGCGGAGGCGGCCGACCUGUCCCUGUCGUUGUCGGCCUCCUUCUCCAAAGCCGAGGACGAGGAGCUGACCAGUCUGUCCUGGCUCCACGAGAGCACCGACCUCCUCAACAGCUUCAGCCACUCCGGGCUGCGUAGCGUUUCCCCGCUGCUGGACCCCGACAGCCAGCACCCCCGCUCGCCUUCUUCCUCGUCUCCGUGCCCGGACGACCCCCUGUUGGGCGACGCGCACUCGGCGUACGACUUGGCGGCGGGGGCCAACCGGAAACCGCCGUACUCGUUCAGCUGCCUGAUCUUUAUGGCGAUCGAGGACGCGCCGAACAAGCGGCUGCCGGUAAAAGACAUCUACGGCUGGAUCCUGGAGCAUUUUCCCUACUUUGCCAGCGCCCCCACAGGAUGGAAGAACUCGGUGCGCCACAAUCUGUCACUGAACAAGUGCUUCAAGAAGGUGGACAAAGACCGCAGCCAGAGCAUAGGGAAAGGGUCUUUGUGGUCAAUAGACCCGGAGUACAGACACAACCUGAUCCAGGCGCUGAAGAAAACCCCGUACCAUCCCUACUCAACAGGCUUGGCGACACCUCCCACCUCUCCGCCCACCCUGUCUCAGACAUUUCACCACAGUCCUCCAUUGUGGGCGGGGAGCCCCCUCUUCAGGAAGAACGGCGGCGUCCUCCUACAAGUUCCUCGUGGCGUGAUUCAAAACGGCGCCCGCGUGAGGAGCCAGGCACUCUUCCCAGUGAUCAGACCCCUCCCCGUCAGCCCCGUGGGCAGCAGGACUUCUGCUAUAAGAUCCUCCCUAGGAGAUUAUCUCAACCGAGGCCAGGACAGCACUUCCUGCUACUCUCCUCCGCCCUGCGCUGAGGACCUCCAGGACGACCACACCUACAGCACCGCCAAAUCCCCCCAGGCCUCGGCCCCUUCGUCUCCCCUGGACGACGACGACAUCAUCGCCGUGGAAAUCCAAUCCGACGUCAAACCCGAGCCCCGGGAGAUCCCGCUGGACUCCCACGCCGCCGCCGCCUACCUUUCCCAGCAGCCCUUGCGCGGACAGAGACGCGGCUCGGGGACGGGCGCCGGGACGCCGGCGGGCAGCAGCUUUGUGUGGACCAAAGGCCGAGCGCGGGGAUUUAGCGACAUGCUGCCGCUGAAGAAGCGGCGCGCCAUGGCGACGGCGGUGGAGAAGCCGCCGGAGAGCGACGACGAGGAGAUGAAGGAGGCGGCCGGGUCGCUGCUCCACCUGGCCGGGGUCCGGGCCUGCCUCAACAACAUCACCAACCGCACCGCCAAGGGCCAGAAGGAGCAGAAAGAGACCCUGAGAAACUAAAAUGAUUCUUUACACACAAGUAGGUCCACACGUUUAACUUCUCAUCUCCCUCCAAACACUGCAGGGCAUUAGGGGAAUCCUACUUCUUUGUGGCAAUAUCAAAAAUCUAUGUUUUCCUAACACCAAUGGGUACUCCUCAUCUGUCUUUUUGUUUGUCCUUUGGGAAAGAAAAAAAAAAAAACAAAGGGGAUGAAAGCCAUAGUAGUCGGCGACACGGACACAAGAUGGCUGUUUUGUCUUUCGCAUGAGUUUGAACUUGUAGCAAUGUGGCGGCGCUGCGGGCGGGGGGGG